This is a messenger RNA of Homo sapiens (human), 3669 nucleotides long. RefSeq names its product forkhead box M1 (gene FOXM1). Lineage: Eukaryota; Metazoa; Chordata; Mammalia; Primates; Hominidae. Gene Ontology annotation, molecular function: DNA-binding transcription factor activity; DNA binding; sequence-specific DNA binding. Gene Ontology annotation, cellular component: cytoplasm; nucleus. The transcript is spliced from 10 exons. Gene Ontology annotation, biological process: G2/M transition of mitotic cell cycle; regulation of DNA-templated transcription. The record is from RefSeq and is marked reviewed. Bases 303 to 2711 code for a protein of 802 amino acids.
AACGCUCCGCCGGCGCCAAUUUCAAACAGCGGAACAAACUGAAAGCUCCGGUGCCAGACCCCACCCCCGGCCCCGGCCCGGGACCCCCUCCCCUCCCGGGAUCCCCCGGGGUUCCCACCCCGCCCGCACCGCCGGGGACCCGGCCGGUCCGGCGCGAGCCCCCGUCCGGGGCCCUGGCUCGGCCCCCAGGUUGGAGGAGCCCGGAGCCCGCCUUCGGAGCUACGGCCUAACGGCGGCGGCGACUGCAGUCUGGAGGGUCCACACUUGUGAUUCUCAAUGGAGAGUGAAAACGCAGAUUCAUAAUGAAAACUAGCCCCCGUCGGCCACUGAUUCUCAAAAGACGGAGGCUGCCCCUUCCUGUUCAAAAUGCCCCAAGUGAAACAUCAGAGGAGGAACCUAAGAGAUCCCCUGCCCAACAGGAGUCUAAUCAAGCAGAGGCCUCCAAGGAAGUGGCAGAGUCCAACUCUUGCAAGUUUCCAGCUGGGAUCAAGAUUAUUAACCACCCCACCAUGCCCAACACGCAAGUAGUGGCCAUCCCCAACAAUGCUAAUAUUCACAGCAUCAUCACAGCACUGACUGCCAAGGGAAAAGAGAGUGGCAGUAGUGGGCCCAACAAAUUCAUCCUCAUCAGCUGUGGGGGAGCCCCAACUCAGCCUCCAGGACUCCGGCCUCAAACCCAAACCAGCUAUGAUGCCAAAAGGACAGAAGUGACCCUGGAGACCUUGGGACCAAAACCUGCAGCUAGGGAUGUGAAUCUUCCUAGACCACCUGGAGCCCUUUGCGAGCAGAAACGGGAGACCUGUGCAGAUGGUGAGGCAGCAGGCUGCACUAUCAACAAUAGCCUAUCCAACAUCCAGUGGCUUCGAAAGAUGAGUUCUGAUGGACUGGGCUCCCGCAGCAUCAAGCAAGAGAUGGAGGAAAAGGAGAAUUGUCACCUGGAGCAGCGACAGGUUAAGGUUGAGGAGCCUUCGAGACCAUCAGCGUCCUGGCAGAACUCUGUGUCUGAGCGGCCACCCUACUCUUACAUGGCCAUGAUACAAUUCGCCAUCAACAGCACUGAGAGGAAGCGCAUGACUUUGAAAGACAUCUAUACGUGGAUUGAGGACCACUUUCCCUACUUUAAGCACAUUGCCAAGCCAGGCUGGAAGAACUCCAUCCGCCACAACCUUUCCCUGCACGACAUGUUUGUCCGGGAGACGUCUGCCAAUGGCAAGGUCUCCUUCUGGACCAUUCACCCCAGUGCCAACCGCUACUUGACAUUGGACCAGGUGUUUAAGCCACUGGACCCAGGGUCUCCACAAUUGCCCGAGCACUUGGAAUCACAGCAGCAGAAACGACCGAAUCCAGAGCUCCGCCGGAACAUGACCAUCAAAACCGAACUCCCCCUGGGCGCACGGCGGAAGAUGAAGCCACUGCUACCACGGGUCAGCUCAUACCUGGUACCUAUCCAGUUCCCGGUGAACCAGUCACUGGUGUUGCAGCCCUCGGUGAAGGUGCCAUUGCCCCUGGCGGCUUCCCUCAUGAGCUCAGAGCUUGCCCGCCAUAGCAAGCGAGUCCGCAUUGCCCCCAAGGUUUUUGGGGAACAGGUGGUGUUUGGUUACAUGAGUAAGUUCUUUAGUGGCGAUCUGCGAGAUUUUGGUACACCCAUCACCAGCUUGUUUAAUUUUAUCUUUCUUUGUUUAUCAGUGCUGCUAGCUGAGGAGGGGAUAGCUCCUCUUUCUUCUGCAGGACCAGGGAAAGAGGAGAAACUCCUGUUUGGAGAAGGGUUUUCUCCUUUGCUUCCAGUUCAGACUAUCAAGGAGGAAGAAAUCCAGCCUGGGGAGGAAAUGCCACACUUAGCGAGACCCAUCAAAGUGGAGAGCCCUCCCUUGGAAGAGUGGCCCUCCCCGGCCCCAUCUUUCAAAGAGGAAUCAUCUCACUCCUGGGAGGAUUCGUCCCAAUCUCCCACCCCAAGACCCAAGAAGUCCUACAGUGGGCUUAGGUCCCCAACCCGGUGUGUCUCGGAAAUGCUUGUGAUUCAACACAGGGAGAGGAGGGAGAGGAGCCGGUCUCGGAGAAAACAGCAUCUACUGCCUCCCUGUGUGGAUGAGCCGGAGCUGCUCUUCUCAGAGGGGCCCAGUACUUCCCGCUGGGCCGCAGAGCUCCCGUUCCCAGCAGACUCCUCUGACCCUGCCUCCCAGCUCAGCUACUCCCAGGAAGUGGGAGGACCUUUUAAGACACCCAUUAAGGAAACGCUGCCCAUCUCCUCCACCCCGAGCAAAUCUGUCCUCCCCAGAACCCCUGAAUCCUGGAGGCUCACGCCCCCAGCCAAAGUAGGGGGACUGGAUUUCAGCCCAGUACAAACCUCCCAGGGUGCCUCUGACCCCUUGCCUGACCCCCUGGGGCUGAUGGAUCUCAGCACCACUCCCUUGCAAAGUGCUCCCCCCCUUGAAUCACCGCAAAGGCUCCUCAGUUCAGAACCCUUAGACCUCAUCUCCGUCCCCUUUGGCAACUCUUCUCCCUCAGAUAUAGACGUCCCCAAGCCAGGCUCCCCGGAGCCACAGGUUUCUGGCCUUGCAGCCAAUCGUUCUCUGACAGAAGGCCUGGUCCUGGACACAAUGAAUGACAGCCUCAGCAAGAUCCUGCUGGACAUCAGCUUUCCUGGCCUGGACGAGGACCCACUGGGCCCUGACAACAUCAACUGGUCCCAGUUUAUUCCUGAGCUACAGUAGAGCCCUGCCCUUGCCCCUGUGCUCAAGCUGUCCACCAUCCCGGGCACUCCAAGGCUCAGUGCACCCCAAGCCUCUGAGUGAGGACAGCAGGCAGGGACUGUUCUGCUCCUCAUAGCUCCCUGCUGCCUGAUUAUGCAAAAGUAGCAGUCACACCCUAGCCACUGCUGGGACCUUGUGUUCCCCAAGAGUAUCUGAUUCCUCUGCUGUCCCUGCCAGGAGCUGAAGGGUGGGAACAACAAAGGCAAUGGUGAAAAGAGAUUAGGAACCCCCCAGCCUGUUUCCAUUCUCUGCCCAGCAGUCUCUUACCUUCCCUGAUCUUUGCAGGGUGGUCCGUGUAAAUAGUAUAAAUUCUCCAAAUUAUCCUCUAAUUAUAAAUGUAAGCUUAUUUCCUUAGAUCAUUAUCCAGAGACUGCCAGAAGGUGGGUAGGAUGACCUGGGGUUUCAAUUGACUUCUGUUCCUUGCUUUUAGUUUUGAUAGAAGGGAAGACCUGCAGUGCACGGUUUCUUCCAGGCUGAGGUACCUGGAUCUUGGGUUCUUCACUGCAGGGACCCAGACAAGUGGAUCUGCUUGCCAGAGUCCUUUUUGCCCCUCCCUGCCACCUCCCCGUGUUUCCAAGUCAGCUUUCCUGCAAGAAGAAAUCCUGGUUAAAAAAGUCUUUUGUAUUGGGUCAGGAGUUGAAUUUGGGGUGGGAGGAUGGAUGCAACUGAAGCAGAGUGUGGGUGCCCAGAUGUGCGCUAUUAGAUGUUUCUCUGAUAAUGUCCCCAAUCAUACCAGGGAGACUGGCAUUGACGAGAACUCAGGUGGAGGCUUGAGAAGGCCGAAAGGGCCCCUGACCUGCCUGGCUUCCUUAGCUUGCCCCUCAGCUUUGCAAAGAGCCACCCUAGGCCCCAGCUGACCGCAUGGGUGUGAGCCAGCUUGAGAACACUAACUACUCAAUAAAAGCGAAGGUGGACAUGC